UACUAUAUCACCACUACGCACUAUCGAACGAAUACUAUGCGCAUGAGCGCGAACGGGUUCAGCAUAGUUCGAUCAUUCUCUUUAUGAUAGGCACCUCUGCCAGGCCAUCAACGCUCGUUGAAGGAGGGGGCUACUACAACACGAAUGAAUGCCUGAAGUACAAGGAUAUUGAGAUAUUUAAGGUUAGGAAUCCGGAGCUUCCCUCUCAAUAAGUGUUUAUUAUGAGAGUCAGGCUCCGGCUUCUCAAAGGCAAAAGGGACAAGGGCCUGCCGAUUAAGGUGGUGUUUUGUGAGCGAGAUGAUAAUCUCGCAUUUUGCGCCAUUCCGCAAGUUUUAAGCCUCGCCUUUGCAGAUAACGCAUUCGAAAGCGACUGGAUCAAGCGGCCUAAGGACUUGUAUACGUUUUCAGUCCCAUUUCACCUGCAAAGUGUGCAGCUACAUUGGAAAGAGUCAAUGCAGGACAUUCCGAUUUUCCGACGAUCUGUUGCUCGCGGCGGGGAGGUGACCAUAUCACCAGAUAGGUCGAUUCAAUAUAUGACUCUCUAUUACCAGAAUGCGCGACUUGGUAAAUCUGCUGGCCUUGCGGAUACUCUGGGGCUAUACAGCUAUCGUAGAGGCGCCGGUGAAUCGAUUGAUUAUAAGUGCACAAUUUCACUUCUGUGUACAUUCCCACGCCGGCAGUUCUCUUGUAUCUUUUUCCUUUCUUUCUUGCCCUUAUUAUGGCUUCUCUCGCUGAUAUCAUUUCCAGGCGUAGCGGGUUCAGAUAUGCGGAGCUUUGUCAUGGGCCAUGCUCGUGCAAGUCUCUUUAAGCGAUAUUACCGCAAUAGCGUUGUCCAGUUCGACUCGGUAUCCGCAUUCCUCGAAGUGCCUUCUAAAGAUGCGCUUAUCAAACUGGCUGGGCAUAUGAGCUUGACCCGAGAUCCCUCCGCGGCCGAUUCGAUAAAAGUCGAGAACUCAGCAAUUGACUGCGACCCUGGUAUCCAACAAAUCCAAAAGUUGUGCCUUCAGCUUCGGAAAAAUCUAACUAAAACUUUCGGAAAGAUCAAGAACGGAACAGGGACAGAGCUCUACGAGAAGUACCAGAGCGAGCAAAGACAUUUACGCAGCGAGAGGAUGAGGCUGAAGCGGGAACUUGAGGAAGAAGCCAGGCGACAGUAUUUUAGGAUAGCGGGGACUAGGUACAUUGAUAAACAGCGACGCGGCAUCGCUCGUGAGUAUAUAGAGCCUAAACCUAUAUCCCAAUUCGAGGAAAGGGAGAGACUGGCAGUGCUCCUCUUCCAGAACCGAGAUAUUAGGGAAGUGUCUAAGGAAGAGCUAUAUACACAACGCAUAGCAGCGAUAGACAACCUGAUUAACCUAUGCGGUCGGCAUAUGCCCCGCCCUGCGCCGCGUCGUCAUCUCUCGUUGCGAGACAAGUCUCUAGAAGAGGUCCCUGAGGAGAAGGACAUAGACACCGACCUCUUCCCCUUGGUGUGUCCGGGCACGCAAUGCCUGUUCUGUCUCGGUAAUUAAGGACUAGGCCCGCAGUCCAGAACAUUCGCGUUUUCUCGAAAGGAUAUUCUAAAGGACCACGUUAAGAAGCAUCUGCGCCACCACGAUUGGUCGAAAGAGCCGGAAUGUCCUUACCCGCUCUGCGAGGAGGUGUUA
Molecule: messenger RNA, 1646 nt
Organism: Eremomyces bilateralis CBS 781.70
Lineage: Eukaryota; Fungi; Ascomycota; Dothideomycetes; Eremomycetales; Eremomycetaceae
Exons: 2
Coding region: 222-1511 (429 amino acids)
Source: RefSeq, a predicted model, not a curated record